AUGGCGCCGUCUUACAACAACGGCCGUCGAGGCCCUAAUGUUUCGCAGUAUCUGCGUGACCUCAACACCAUCGAGGCCAAGGGUGCCCGCGAGGAGGAGUUCCGUUUCGAGGACGACCUCGCCAUGUUCACCAACACGCAGUUCUUCGACUUCGAGACGGGUCAGAACACUGACUACCAGGCCCAGCCUUCGAAGCCCGAAUCGGAGGUGCCCUCAAGCGCCGUCACCACUGUUGGUGAUGACCUCACAUCACCCCUCGGCGACCUCUCAAACCUUGACUUUAUGGCAACUGGCGAUUUUAACUUCGACAACUUCAACACGUACCAUGGCCCGGGCGUCCCGUCCUUCCACGAGGGCCUGGGCAACCUCCAGCCUCUGCAACCCAACCCCCAGCAGCACUACGCCCCGCCGCCAAUGCCCCAGCAGCAGAACGCGUAUGUUUCCCCGCCUACGCCGGGCGCCGGUGAUAGCAGGAAGGGAAGCGUUGUGUUGAACCCCGUGAACAGACCCAUCCAGGGCUUUGAGGAGCACUCCCGCGUUGCCGCCGAGGAGGACAAGCGCAGGCGUAACACGGCCGCCAGUGCCCGCUUCCGCAUCAAGAAGAAGCAGCGCGAGCAAGCCCUCGAGAAGAGCGCUAAAGACAUGUCCGAUAAGGUAUCCGCCCUGGAGAGUCGCAUCAACCUCCUCGAGACGGAGAACCGAUGGCUCAAGAAUCUUGUGAUGGAGAAGAACGACGGCAACGAAGAGAUCACCGCCAUGUUCAAGGAGUUCGACAGCAAGCACAAGGCCAGCAAGGCCUCCACCGCGUCAUCGCGCUCUUCCGACGUGAAGGACGAAGACUAG
Molecule: messenger RNA, 843 nt
Organism: Verticillium nonalfalfae
Lineage: Eukaryota; Fungi; Ascomycota; Sordariomycetes; Glomerellales; Plectosphaerellaceae
Exons: 2
Coding region: 1-843 (280 amino acids)
Biological process (GO): regulation of transcription by RNA polymerase II
Cellular component (GO): nucleus
Molecular function (GO): RNA polymerase II transcription regulatory region sequence-specific DNA binding; DNA-binding transcription activator activity, RNA polymerase II-specific
Source: RefSeq, a predicted model, not a curated record